GUCAAGCGAUUUUCUUUAAGUAAGUUGAGUAUUUUAGGAAGAUGUCCAAUAUGGAUCGAUCUACGUAUUUCUUGGUGUUUGCCAUCAUAUCACUGGGAAAACCUUGCUACACUUCGAAUAGUAAUAACGUGGUUGUGUACAACUAUCCUGACGGUAUUACAGGCAUCACCGUCAAACAGCAGCAGUUAAUCCAACCAUCUUUAGAUAAUAUUGUUAUAACAUCUCCUGAUUAUUUGAAUCCAAAUAAUCAAAUAUCAUUUGCGGCUCCAGUUGGGGCCCAGCAUCCGAAUCAGAAACCACAGCCCGAGCCGCAGCCGCCACCAUACAAACCGACUUACAGACAGUAUCAUGAUCAUACCGUUUAUAUUGAUAGUGGAUAUGCAAGAAGUUAUGUUCACUAUCAAAGAACAUUUAAUUAAUUAAUUUCAUGUUGUAAUCAAUAAUCAAACGCGAGAAUUUUUGUUUAUAAUAAAAACAAAUAUUGAAGAA
Messenger RNA from Bradysia coprophila, 489 nucleotides. RefSeq lists its product as uncharacterized. The record is from RefSeq and is a predicted model, not a curated record. NCBI's taxonomy places the organism in Eukaryota, Metazoa, Arthropoda, Insecta, Diptera, Sciaridae.